Molecule: messenger RNA, 3170 nt
Organism: Chelonoidis abingdonii (Abingdon island giant tortoise)
Lineage: Eukaryota; Metazoa; Chordata; Testudines; Testudinidae
Gene: LDAH
Product: lipid droplet associated hydrolase
Biological process (GO): lipid storage
Cellular component (GO): lipid droplet
Molecular function (GO): lipase activity
Source: RefSeq, a predicted model, not a curated record
CGCACCCUCCUUCCGCCCGGCCCUGCAGACGCUACUCGGCUGCCGGCGCGUGCAGCCCAAUGACCGCGGACAUGCGGGGCGCCGGGGAAGCAGAGAGCACAAGACCAGGAUCAGAAGAGCUGGUCCCUCUGUAUGAAGAAUUUAUUUACUGUUGUGGAGCUGCUACUCAGGUCUUAAAGUGUGGGCCCUGGAAAGACCUCUUGGAAACUGAAAGUAAAACUCUCCCCAGGCUCUUAUUUCUGAUUAUUCCAGGUAACCCAGGACUGGCAGGCUAUUACAGGACCUUCAUACGGGCAUUAUACCAUGGACUAAACCGGCGGUACCCAGUUUGGGUUGUGAGCCAUGCUGGGCACUGCAAGCCCCCUAAUGGCAUGGGAAUGACAGAAGACACGGAUAUUAAAGAACUAGAGGAUGUCUUUGGACUUCACGGACAAAUUGAGCACAAGUUGGACUUCCUCAGAAAGAAUGUGCCAAAAGAUAUGAAGCUUGUGCUGAUUGGUCAUUCAAUCGGUUGCUACAUCACCCUUGAAAUGAUGAAGAGGGCAUCGGAACUUCAGGUUGUCCGCUCUGUGCUGCUGUUUCCAACAAUAGAACGCAUGGCUCAGUCCCCACAAGGCAAGCUCCUGACACCUGUGCUGUGCAAGCUUCGGUACAUUCUGUACAUGCCAGUCUACCUGCUGUCAUUUCUUCCGGAAAGAGUCAAAACUUCCAUGGUGCGGUUUGUGCUGCGAGGAUUGAAAUAUCCUGAUGAAGCUUCAAUAGUUACCUCCCUAAAUCUCUUCAGUGUGGAUUGUGUUGCAAAUGUCCUGUAUAUGGCAAGCCAAGAAAUGAUGAAGGUUGUGGAGAGAGACAGUACAACUAUAAAACAAAAUUUAAAGAAGCUGAUUUUUUAUUACGGCGUUGCAGACAACUGGUGCCCACAACAGUAUUUUGAAGAGAUCAAGAUGGAUUUUCCAGAUGGGGACAUUCGGCUCUGUGAGAAGGGAAUCCGCCAUGCUUUUGUCCUAGAUGCCAGCAGAGAGGUGGCGGCCAUGAUCACAGACUGGUUACAAGACAUUUUGACCAGAUUAUAAACACACAUUCAUUGAAUAAUGACAAGAAAAAAAAAGUUACCCUUUGGUGAAUAUGUAGUUCUCUGUCAAGAGUCUGAUCCUAAUUUUUCUGUGCAUUAUAGAUUAUGGCUUGUUUUCUACUGAGAUAUCUUACAGAAGGAUAAAGUCCCACUGACUGGUCUAAAUCAUAGCUCCAUCAGCACAAUAAUAUUGGAUCCCCUUGCUGUACCAGCAGGGCUCUACAAGGCAUUUCAGGGAUUCUAUCAAUUACAGAGCAGGACUUUACAGAGUAUGGAAUAAUUAUUAGCUGAUAGCACUGUCCACAGAAUUGGUAUGAGAACCACCAAGACAUCUCUCUGGAUACAUAGCUGGUAAGUGCUAGAAGAGCUACACGUGAGAGUAGGGAAAGGACAGGCCUACGGUCAGAAGUGUCAAAGUAGAAUGUCUCAAGUUAAAUAGCUACAUCCAUAUUCAUCCAUUUAUGUAAGUGGCGUGGUUCUCAGAGGUACUGCACACCCACUGCAGUCAAUGGGAACUGCAGGUGUUCAGCACCUUUGAAAAAUCAAGCCACUGUUGUCAUGUGCCUAAAUACAGAUUUAAGUCCCUAACUCUAGAGGGAUGCAAGAUUAAAACUUUUGACCCAAAUACACAAGUUGAAUGAAUUCACAAUAAGAAAAUGGCCAACAUUUCUGUCACAACUGGAUGUGCAUAUGAAAUUUCAUGAACCAUUUUAAAACAGAUCCUCAAGUGGCGUAAAUAAGCUCCAUCAGUUUGUCAGUUUGUACCAGCUGAGGAUCUGGUCCUUAUUGUAAUACAUUACUGAUAAAUACACUUCAUCAGCCUCAUGCACACUCCUUCACCCUUUUAUUUCACUUCAAUCUAGAUUGCAAAAAAAAUCUAUCAUUGGUGAAAAUGACUCAAAGCUAAGAAUGAAAACUCUAUAGGCAUUGGGAGCAUAAAUUGCCAAAAGAGACGGUGGAAUUAGGAAAAACAUCCUAACAGUGAGAUUGUGAAAUAAUCUCUCAAAGGAAAAGAUAUAAGCCCAGUCCCCAGAGACAUUUAAAAAUAGAAAAAGCACUGGAUAAUAUAGUGUAAGGAGCAACUCUUCCCUGGCAGAGAGAUAGGUGACCUAAUACGUCUUCUACUUCUCUGACUUGUAUGAUCCACUAAGAAUUUAAAUAAGGCACUAGGGGAGAUGGUAGGGAAGGCCUGUAUGAUGCAGGAGGUCAGACUGGAUAACCCAAGAAUUCUCUUCUUGCUGUUCCUUUAUAUGAUUACACACACGGUCAUUUCUGUUUAAGUUCCUUUGUUACUUUCUGGUAUUUAAAAGCAAACUGUAGCAGAAUCCAGUUUCCAUUUUUUUAUGGACUUGUCUUCAGAACUCCAGGGUUGUAUAACAGCUGGUACACCAAUGAAUUUAUGGAUGAUAUUUGUGAAUGAUGUUAAUGAAACACAAGAUGAUGCUUAAGGCUGAAAUGUUAGACAAUCUGUAGUGGCAUAAGCUGAAUGUGUGUGAGGCAAUUGUCCCAGACUGUUCUGUGAAACUACAAUGGUUAUUACAAGCUCAUAGAAGCUGCCUUCCCUCAGCAGGACCACAGUGGCACAAUAGAAUAUAUGUUGUUGCCUUAUAGGGUCAUAACAUCUGCAACACCAAAAAUCACUGUGCUCCGUUUUGAAAUCUACAGUUAUAUGUGUAGUCAAACAGCCCCCAGAUGCUGAUAAUGCAGUCAUUUUAGAUGUUCUUUCUGCUGCGGCUUCUGAACCCAUGUUCUAGCAUAGAUACUCUGUGUGCAGGGUGAGGCAUAUAUAUGUAUGUUAGCAACAAAUGUCAGCACUGAAUUCAGUAGAUUCUUCUGUAAUUACUUGUUGAUAUGGUUGAAUAAAUUGUUCGUUCCUUGCAGUAUAUUGAAUUGAAUAGCUGGUUAUGGAAUCAGUUUGUAAACAUUCAGCUGUUUUAAGUGGCCCUUCCAGAAGUAGAAAAUCUUGCCAUAACAAGAGACUACAAGCAACCACCAAAGCCUGGAAACUGAAAACCUAUGGUGUACUCCUGUUCACAGUGUAUUAUUCAUAUACAGAAGAUGGGGAACUGACUUCACAAUACAUGAACUUUGUGUAUUC